This is a messenger RNA of Amphiprion ocellaris (clown anemonefish), 4212 nucleotides long. RefSeq names its product TSC complex subunit 1a (gene tsc1a). Gene Ontology annotation, biological process: negative regulation of TOR signaling; negative regulation of cell population proliferation; regulation of cell cycle. NCBI's taxonomy places the organism in Eukaryota, Metazoa, Chordata, Actinopteri, Pomacentridae. The record is from RefSeq and is a predicted model, not a curated record. The coding region runs from base 627 to 3560 and encodes 977 amino acids. The transcript is spliced from 22 exons. Gene Ontology annotation, cellular component: TSC1-TSC2 complex.
UGCAUUCAGGAGGAAUCGGAGUUUUUAUAACCGGAGCAGGAAAAGUCCCCGUAAAUACCGGUGUCCUGCCGGGAUUUCUCCGGUAAAGUCGGUGAAGUUUCUCAGCGUGAUUCUGAACCGACAGCUGCUCAGUGACCUCCAAGGGAACGCACCUCCCGUUAUUUCAGCCCGUUAAUAUGUAGAGCUGCAGCUAACGGACCGUUAGCUUCUUUUUCUCUUCAGUUUGUUCAGUUUAAUAACCGGUGUCUCUGAAUGAUCGCCUCCUGUUUGUAGAAAAGCAGAAAGAAAGUCGUUCCUCCGACUUUGGACCAAAAGUAAAGUCAUAUGGGGUCAGAGUUUCCUCCUCCGAGGUUCCCUGAACGCAGCAGCAGUUCUGCAGUAACCGGAGACUUUAAGCGGAAGAAGAAAUAGUUUAUUAUGACAAUAUCUUUCAGUAGAGUAUCUAUUAAUGUAAAUGAAUCAUGCAGUGAUCACUUUAGUGUGUAAAUAACACAACGUAACAGCUGUGACAUCAGAGGGAGAUUACGCAACACAGCGGCACUAUUCUCAUCCAAUCAGAACCGAAGCCGAACCUCCAAUCAGAAGCUUCACAUCAAGAAUCCGUUAACAGAACAGAGGUGUUUAUCAUGUCCAAGGAGCAGGUGAGCAUCAAUGAGCUCCUGCUCUCAUUGGACAGUUCAGAGCUGCAGGAGGCGGAGCAAGUGAGAGCAGCAGUCAACCAGCAGCUGAGUACAGACAGAGGUGGUGCUGUCCUCUCCUGUCUGGUGGAACAUUACCUGGACUCCUCGUCCCCUCAGGUGGUUUUCCUCCUGUCCUCCAUCAGAGAGCCUCAUCACAAGCUGCUGCUGGAGAAGCUGAAUGAGUCCCUCAGCAGACCUGGAAGCCGAUUGGCCGGUCUCACUCUGCUGGGUCACCUGAUCAGGAAGCAGCCUCCCUGGGUUCAUCACAUGAGCCGCUCGGCCCUGCUGGCCUCCCUGCUGCGCUGCCUCAAGACGGACAGUGACAUCGUGGUUCUGAUCUCCGGGGUUCUGGUCCUCAUCACUCUGCUGCCGAUGAUCCCUCAGGCCGGGAAGCAGCACAUCUAUGACUUCUUCGACGUGUUCGGACGACUCGCCUCCUGGAGCUUCAGGAACCCUGGUCAUGUGCCCGUGGUUCACCUGGUGCACCUGCAUGCAGGUGUGUACUCUCUGUUCCACCGUCUCUAUGGGAUGUUCCCCUGUAACUUCAUCUCCUACCUGAGGCUCCACUACAGCAUGAAGGAGAACCUGGACACCUUCCAGGAGGUGGUGAAGCCGAUGUUAGAACACGUCCGGGUUCAUCCAGAACUGGUCACCGGGACUCAGGACUAUGAACUGGACCCGUCCAGGUGGAGGUGUUAUGAAGUCCAUGACAUCGUGAUCGAAUGUUCUCGAGUGUCUCUGGAUCCUCUAGAGUCGUCCUGUGAGGAAGAUCUGAGCUCCUCCUCACUGCCUCACCUGGAGCUCACCUGCAGCUCAGACGCUCCCAGCAGCUCAGGACGUCCAGCCCACCUGUCCCUCAACUCCUCCCACAUUCAGGCUGAUGUCACAUGGAGCCCCUCCUCCCACUGUGGUCUGUCGACGCCUCCACCUGAACCUGCUUCUACAGGCUCCGCCCCCCUGAACAGGUGCACCUCCAUCUCAGGUGUGAGGUCAUCAGUCUCCAUCCCUGUAGCUCCGCCCCCUGAUGUUGUCCCGCCUCCUGACAGCCAGGGGAAGCAGCCAAUCAGGGAGAGGCAGGAGAGAGCCCGCGGUGAUGUCAUCAGCAGCAGCAGAGAAGAUCUUCAACUGGAGCUACCUCCCCGCUCCUCAGAGCCCCACCCCCUCACCUCCCAAGAGCCCCGCCCCCUCACCUCCACUCCCUGUCAUGAUGACUCAUCAGUCCCCCCUCCCCCCUGCCUCACCCCUCCUCACACCCUAUCAUUGGACGGCCUGUCUGGCCCCGCCCCUCCGUAUGAUCAGCUGUUUGAGCUGGCUCUGCCUCGUGCCGCCUCGCUGUUUGUGGAGAAGAAGACGCAGGAGGCCCUGCAGAGGGCGGGGGGGGAGCAGGGGGGAGGAGUCGAGGGGGAGGAACUGGUCUCCCCCCUGAAGGUUCUGGAUCAACUGAUCGUCCACGGACACGACGCCCACCAGUACCGGAGCAGGAGGUUCUCUGCAGGUUCUAAGUUGGGGGAUCGAAGUCUCUCUGGAGGUAAACAGCAGAGCAUGAGAACCAAAGGCCCCGCCCAGGGGGAGGAGCUCCAGUGUGUGAGGAGUCAGCUCCUAUUGGUCCACAGCCAGCUGCAGUACGAGCGUUUCAAGCGUCAGCAGCACGCCAUCAGGAACCGCCGGCUGCUGCGAAGAGUCAUCAACGCCACAGCGCUGGAGGAGGACAGCGUCGCCAUGAGGGAGCUGCUCUCCAUUCAGGACGAUGAGAUCCGGAGUCUGAAGACGAGUUUAGAAGAAGAACAGAGACGGAGCUCACAGCUGCUGAUGGACACGAACACACACAUCCAGCAGCUGCAGACACACAACACACACCUGGAGCAGCAGCAGCAGGAGGAGCAGAGACACACACAGAGACUGCAGAGUGAGCUUCAGGAGUGUCAGAGCAGACUGAGGGACGUGGAGGCGGAGCUUCAGAGAGCCAAUAACAAGGCGUAUAAUGCUGAGCACCAGCUGACCCAGCUGUCACUCAAGCUGAGCAGCAGCCAACAGCUGCAGCAGCAGAUGUUCCUCCAGAACCAGCAACUGGUUCUGCUCAGAGAAACCAACCGGUUUCUGACAGAACACCUGGAGGGAGGAGAGACGCAGCGCUGUUCCGAGGCAUCCAUGCUGCAAUGCACUGUGGGUAAAGACUACCAGAGGCUGAAGGACAGCGACGUCCAGCUGAGACAGAAGCUGGAAGCAGCCAAUCACAGGAUCUCUGAGCUGGAGACACACCUGAGCAAGAAAGACCAGCUGAUCCAGGAACAGAAGAAGCUGCUGCAGGACACCAAGACCCAGAGCAGGGCGGAGCUCUUGGCCUCUGACAGCCGCUGUGUCGCUCUGAGGAGAGCCAAUCAGACGCUGCAGACGGAGAUGCUUCACCUGUACAGUCAGACUCACCUGAACGACGGCAGCAGGCCCGACGACGGCAGCGUCGCCCUCCCCGUCGCUCAGGGCAACAGGCCCCGCCCCUCCUCUGCUGUGGGGAUUCUGAACGGCACCGUGGAGGCGCUGUCCUCCUCCCCCCUCCUCCCCUCCCGCUCCUCCUCCCCCAUCGACUCCCCCCUCGCCGUCGGCUCCUUCCUGGAGCAGCGAGCGCGACAGCUGUUCAGACCGGCCAAUCAGAGGCAGGAGGACGAGGAGCCGACCAAUCAGAGCCAAGAGGAGGAGGAGGAGGCCCAGCUGGGGAGUCCUCCUCUGGGUCAGGAGGUGGAGGAGGAGGCCUCCCUCCUGGCUGGAAGCCCCCAGACAGAUCCUCCGGGGCGGAUAGCAGCUCCAGACCUGACGCUGGCCGUCCGCCAGAGGAGACACGAGCUGAGCAUCAUGGACUACGACGAGACGCUGCCCGAGUUCUGAAGGAGGAGGAGGAGCAGGGGGAGGAGCUACCAGAGCUCAGCAGGUGUUGCAGCUGGAGGUCCAGUUCAGAGGGACACCGUGAAGCUUGAAGGUUUUUGCUGCAGCAUCAAACACUAAAGCCAGAAUUUAUCAGAACUCUAAAUCUCUGAUUCACUUUAAAGCUGCGUUCUUCAGGGUUCUACAGACAUGAAGGUGAUCUGGGGUUCCUCAGGGUUCCUCUGGGUUCCUGCUAACAGCUGAUCUGCUGCUUUCUGAUUUAAACUGACAGCAGCUCUGAUUAUUGAGGAACUGUAAUCCUUUAAAUCUGCUGUUUGAUUAUUGAUUAUUAAUGAUUGAUUAUUGACAGUUGAUUAUUAAAGAUUGAUUAUUGAUUAUCAGGUGAUCAGAACGAUGUCCUCAGAUGUUCGUUCUCUGAAGCUUUCAUUCUGGUUUUUCUGUUGUCAGUAAGUUCAUUGAUUAAUCAGUUAAUUGAUUGGCUCUGUGAUGUCACAGUCCUGAUGAUGACGACCUGAACCUUCACUGUAUGGCAUCAUGUUUGAUGAUGUCAGAGGCUGAAGGAAUCAGCUUGUUUCCUGUCAACAAACCAAACAUUGAACUCAACGUUCCCGAAGAGACAAACUGUGAAAAGUUCAAUAAAGAAUCAAAACUCUGA